Messenger RNA from Fundulus heteroclitus (mummichog), 2301 nucleotides. It is a transcript of the gene atf3, whose product is annotated as activating transcription factor 3. Gene Ontology annotation, cellular component: nucleus. Gene Ontology annotation, molecular function: DNA-binding transcription factor activity, RNA polymerase II-specific; RNA polymerase II cis-regulatory region sequence-specific DNA binding. Bases 98 to 757 code for a protein of 219 amino acids. The record is from RefSeq and is a predicted model, not a curated record. Gene Ontology annotation, biological process: regulation of transcription by RNA polymerase II. The transcript is spliced from 4 exons. Lineage: Eukaryota; Metazoa; Chordata; Actinopteri; Cyprinodontiformes; Fundulidae.
AGGCACAAGCGCAAGGCGACGCAACAACAGCAGGAAGCGUUUCAUUUUCUCCGACUUAUCCAGACCGUCUGACCCAGAACCUCAGAGCUUUAUCAGAAUGAUGCUGCAGCAUUCGGGUCUCUCUCUGGCCGACAUCAGCUGCUCCGCCCUGGUCCCCUGCCUCUCCCCACCGGGCACGCUCACCCUGGACGACUUCACCAGCUUCACGCCCAUGGUGAAGGAGGAGCUGCGCAUGGCCAUCCAGACCAAGCGGCUGUCCAGCGGGCUCAGCGUGGACGUCAGCUCAGACGGCGCCAGCUCCAGCUCGGACCGGGCCUCAGAGCGAUCCUCCAGCAGAGCCGGGCUCAAGAGAGAUUUGACCCCUGAGGACCACGAGCGGAGGAAGAGGAGAAGAGAGCGGAACAAAAUUGCUGCUGCAAAAUGCCGCAACAAGAAGAAGGAGAAAACUGAAUGUCUGCAGAAGGAGUCUGAGAAACUGGAGAGCGUCAACGCGGAGCUGAAAGCUCAGAUCGAGGAGCUGAAGCAGCAGAAGCAGCAGCUGGUCUACAUGCUCAACCUGCACCGGCCCACCUGCAUCGUGCGCGCUCAGAACGGCCAGACGCCCGAGGACGAGAGGAACCUGUUCAUCCAGCACAUCAAAGAGAGCACCUUACAACUCCACCACCUCACCGCCUCCUCCACCUCUACCUCCACAGUCGCCCCGCUCGACGGAGGCGUGCUGACGCUCAGCGACAUCCAGUGUUCGGCUCGUCUCUGAUCCCCGGAGACGUCAUCCGACCGCUGUAGCAAAGACUUUACGCAAACUCAGAGUUUUCACUUUAUCAUCCAAAGCUGCUGAUGAACUGGUACGAAAUGGCGUUACGCGCCCUGAAGCUGUAGCUGCUGGCUGGACUGCUGGGACGUUCACCGUUACAUUAGGACUCAUUUUACUGUUUGUGUUGCAUAACGACAGUCUGGGCCAAGAACAGACACUAAAGCACUGAAACCAAACAAAACAUCUUUUUUUUUAUAGUUUGUCUAAUUUUUGUACUGAAGUGUGAUUUGAAGGUCAUUAAGGCACAUGAUUACCUUUUCACUGGUGAGGAAAGUAGAUGUGUGUGUGUGUCACCCACAGAUGUUUGAAUGUUGACUUUAUUAUGGCACUGGUUGUGUUUAGUGUAUGCAUAAUAGUAUAUUUAUUAAAGGAAUACAGUAUGAGCUGAAGUUGUGCUAACAACACUGUCUGUUUGUCCUGUAGAAGUGUAGAACUAAUACUGCUGCUAUUUUAUGCUCAGGAGCUGCACUGGCUGUAGAUUUUGUACUUUGUUUGUCCUCCUGUAAGAAUAAACCUCUAAAAACAUAAGUCAGGAUGUUUGCUGAUAAGAAAGGAACAGUUAUGUAAAGGAAAUUCUGUUUGAAUUCAGAAUAAUAACCCUGAACUCAGCAGAAACUCCUUUAAUUACGACCCAAUCACCAUGUAUGCAGAUGAUUAGACGGUGUCCAUUUAAAUUGGGGUAUUUUUGCUACAACAAUUCUUCAUGAAAUUAUAUAGAUAUAUAUAUUGUUUUCCUUUAAAAUACAAAGCUCCUCAAUUGCAAGUGUUAUUUUACAAUGCUUUGAAAUGUUGUAUCCCUUCUUCUCUUGUAUGAAGCCUGUUCUGCUGCGUGCAAACAGCAGACACCUCCUUUUCUUCUGGCAAAACAAUGCAGAGACAUUUAUUUAGCUGUUUACUGAAAACACAGAACAGCUCAGGCUUUAAAGCUUAUUUGUGCUAAUCUGCUGCCUAACUUUUUUUUAUUUAUUUCUGCACUUUUACCUUCUCAUCAGAUUUGGUCCUUACAGGAAAGCUUUAUUGUUCUGACAAAACCUUCAAACUAAAGUUUUGAACUUUAGAAAAUACGUUCCUCAGUUUCAGUCUCUAGAUAAAUAAAACGGCUAAAGGGAAAUGUGUUAAUCAGAAAAGGUCUAAUGGGACAUUCGUAUCGGAGGAAGAUUUUAAGAAGAAACCAGAUUUUGUUUGAAGUUUUCAGUGAGAAGGUUUUAAUGUGUAAAUUAAUGUUUAAGUCAGAAAGCUCAUUGAUCAUGGUGUACGUGUUUUUGUGAUUUGUCCUCGUCCUGAUGCUAGAUAAUCACUAAGCACCAAGUUUAAUUCACUGUGCCUCAUACUGUCUCUGAAGGCUGUUUAGUUUUAGUCUAACUGAAUAAACUGUAAAACUUCAGGUAUAACUGCACUACUGCCACUUACAUGUUCUCCCUCUGUUGUUUCCAGUUAAAUUCUGUUUUUGAUACUUUUUUUACAUUAAAAACUUCAGUGUUAUACUU